Messenger RNA from Lineus longissimus, 4357 nucleotides. RefSeq lists its product as uncharacterized. The record is from RefSeq and is a predicted model, not a curated record. NCBI's taxonomy places the organism in Eukaryota, Metazoa, Nemertea, Pilidiophora, Heteronemertea, Lineidae. The transcript has 7 exons. The coding region runs from base 2195 to 4180 and encodes 661 amino acids.
AAUCAUACAAUAUGGUCUUGUGAUAAUCUGCGUAAACGAAGCGUGUCCUACCCGCCUAUGUUUGUUGUGUUGGUUCAACAAGGUUCAAGGUGUGUACGAAGUAGACAGCGACAAAAUGAAUAUCAUUGUUUACCUGACCUUGGCCUCUGGCCUCGUAGCCAUGGUGACAGGGAAACCAAUUUCGAGGAGGCCGGAGAGGAUUGUUGACAUGACGCAUCUGCUCACGAAGGACUUCCCGUAUUAUCCCGGGCAUCUCAAUUUCUUGUUAAACAUCAGCUUCUCCGGAACGUUUGUCGACGGUAAAGUCGACCUUUUAAGUAACGACUAUCAGACCGCCGAGCAUGGCGGCACCCACUACGAUGCGCCGCGUCAUUUCUGCAGCCUAAAAAGCUGCUGGGACACACAGGCGGUGCCCCCUGAACGCUUGAUUGGCCCUGGAGUUAUCAUCAAUGUCCAGGAACAGGCUAAAAACAACCCAGACUACGCCGUGACACCUGGUGACAUCAAAAAUUGGGAAAAGAAGUAUGGGAGAAUUCCAGAAGGCGCUUUCGUCAUCAUGAAUUCAGGAUGGUACAAGCACGUGAAGAACCACACGAAAUUCCUCGGCAACGACAAGGGAAACAAAUCGAAUUUACACUUUCCCGGUUUCCAUCCCGAGGCAACAAAAUGGCUGCUGGACAACCGCGAAAUAUACUGCCUUGGUGUAGAUACAGUUAGUAUCGAUCCCGGGAAUACAACACAGUACAUGACGCACAGACUAGCUCUUGUAAGCAAUCUGAUUGCUUUGGAGAAUGUCAACAACUUAGAUGCAGUCCCGGAGGCAGGAGCAAUGAUAUACGCUUUGCCUAUCUUCAUCAAGAAUGGGACCGGCGGUCAAACGAGGGUCAUCGCCACGUGGGAUGAUGAUGGCAAAACUUCCGGUGCUCCUCGUCACGUGAUCGAGGCCAUCUUGGUGUUGUUUAUGACUGUCAUUGCUGGGCUUUUUUAAAGCAGGUGCAUGAUGUCGACCCGCCAAAGAGCGCGAUUUGCACGACCUCGAUCGGUUGGACAGAAAGACAUUAACAUUCAUAAACUUUUACCUAUAUUAGCCUAAUAACUAGUACGUGUACAUGACAUUCGUAAAGUCGGUUAGAAAAUUUCUGUAAAAUCGGCUAUGCCCGUCACAUCCCUUCCUCAACUGAGUAUAGAUCUAUUUUAUACUGGAGCCUGCAACCUUUUCAGAUGCUGCUUCCAAAGUCUUUGACCGGUGUUCUAGCAAUUGAGUGGUCAAUGACUGACCAAAGUUAUUGCACGGACUAUGCACCGGGCGGGGUACAGCCGAGUUUGCAGUAAAAUUGUAUCUUAUUUAACAACAGGUAGCUCAAAGUAUCUCGCGUAGAAAACGGAAUGUUUAAAUGUGUCCAAUCCCCGCAAAUUCUCCAUUUGUAACUAAAGUUAAACGCUUGUUGACUCUAUGCAAACAAUGAUCAGAAAAUGUAAAUUAAUAAAAACUGACCGACUAAGGUGCGGUCAAUUAAAUUGUAAUGGGCCUUGUGGGUUUGAAUUUGGUUUGUCUUCAAGAGGGAAUAAAGAAGGUUGGUUCGUUUUUUUAUGUUCCUUGGAAAAUCUAAGGCAAUGGAAUUAAUUGUGUUGCCGAAAGAACUGCCUCAAGUUGUAACGCUCGUCUUUGAGAUGGCUAUAUAGGGCUGUCCAAAAGGUUUAAGAAUAUCCACGGGUAAAAUGGCCAUGGCCUCUUUAGAACCAUAUACCAUAAUUCGUCAAAAUACAAUAAGGCCCGGCACUUUUUCCAGGGGGACAUUUUCUAAUUCUGCAUUGUCGAGAAGCAAGAAAUUAUUGAGCGGUGAUGUCAGUUAAUGCAUCGCACAUCACUGAAUUUUUGCUCUGAUCUGGGAUAAUAAGACUUACUGAGGUGAGUGCCGGGUCUUGAGAACAUACCUUUGACCCUAUGGCCUUGGACUCGCGGGCAGGACCCUAUACUACCUGAGUGUCUAUGCCAGGGUCAGUAAAACGCCCCUCAUUAUAGGUGGAAGUAUAGUAGCCUAUAUCGGACUCCAUUAGCCUCUUGCAAAAAUACUACACGGUUGUGACGCCGGUAUGAUGAUGAUGAUGAUACGAUGACGAUGAUGAUGAUGAUAAUGAUGAUGACGGUUGAAACCAAUUACAUGCGUAAAAGGUUCAAUUUCUUAGUUUCAGCAUGGCAUAUUCAUUGACAUUGUUACUCUGCGCCCUGGCAGUAGCAGCCUCGGUUCUUGGAGGAAAUGGCUAUAAAGCAGUCAAUGUGCUGACGCCGAGCGCAUGCAUCUCAAAAGGGCCAGGCCACACUCUGAAGCGGGUGUAUACCACUGGCAAGCUGGCGCAGAAGACUUUCACGAGAAGAGCUAAACACGCGACAGCCUGUUGGAAACUCUGCGCCUUUUCCAAACCAGGCAUUCGAGGCGCUGCUUGCGUCGAGUACACAUACAAUCUGAGGACGAAGACCUGCACCAUCUUCACCAACAAGUUCGAAAGGGACUUGGGAGUUGUUCACGGUACAUGGAUGUGUCAGAAAAUGGAAAGCCAGAGAUAUCUUUCCGUUGAAGCGAUUCAAGGUCACAAGGUCAUUGGUCAAAGUUUAAACGCGACCUUCAGGGGUAAGGUUGGACUCGCCCCCGGCAGGAAGGGACUCAGUCUACGUUUGCCGGUAUGUACAUCACAACUGAGAACAGAUGAGGAACAUGGUUGCAUCGGAUGGGGGCGCUGUUCGUCAGGUUUCAGCUUAUCUAUUUGGAUCCGCCCACGGAAUACGUGGCAUUUCUUCGUUAAAAAAGGAAAGUUGCUGUUUGUGUUAUAUCGCCGAAAACAGUCACAAAAUGUCUAUAUUCGUGCUUUAGUAAAUAAAAAAAUGGUUUACAAGGGAUAUGGCCAUUUGCGGUCCAGAGCUGGCUGGGUUCAUAUAUUUCUUUCGGUAUCGGCAAGAAGAACGGGUAUGUUCGCAAAGGCAAUGGUUGACGCCCAAAAAACAUUCCCCGUCGAAGUCAACCAUCCAAUUGCUCGAGACCCUGGGGUCUUGAGGGGUCCGAUCAAUAUCAUGGCUUCGCUGAGAGAUGAGGAUAACCUUAAUAUCGGAUGCCAUGAAGGCUGGAACAUGCUCGUUGACGAGAUCCGGUUCUGGAAGUCCAGUUUGAGUAUCGCGGUGGUUGAGGCCCUGUAUAAAUCUGAAAAGCGUGGGGUUCCCAGGAGGGUGCCGCGGGGGCCCGUGAUGAAGGGGCCAGGCCAAUCUGAAAACGAGACGAUGCAGACCACAGAAGAGAAAGCAGCGGCUGUAUCGAAUGAAGAACCAGCGCGCCAAGCCACUGGACAAGAACCAGAGAAGAGCCACGUGAAGCCAAAUGCAGAUUACGAAAGUGGGACAUCCGAGAAUGAAGCGGAACAGAGAAACCGGCGAGAAGAGGAAGAACUACAGAAGUCAAACAACGGUACGAUGAAUGGGAAGUGGAGUCCUGGGAGCAAGUAUUGCUUACCCAUGUCAAGAAUUGAGCACAACCAGGUAAUUGGACCUCUGAACGGUGCUGUUGCAGGAAACGUCAGCCUCGCACCAGGACUUGGAAGGGACCACCGAAGUAUAAAUAUCGCCACGUGUGGAGGCAAUGUCACCUACUGUGGGGGAAACACCACUUGUCGCGAUGAAAACGGAACAUCAGACGACUGCUUGUCCAAUAGAGGUCGCUGUGUGUAUGGUUUUACCAUCUCUUUAAUGGUCCUUCCUCCUCGCAGGACGCCAUGGAGUCUUGGCAUCUCAAAGGGUUCGGUCCGCUUCGUGUUCCAGUCCAGUGGGCAGAGGUCAGUCAGAGUCAAAGGUUUUACCGCCAGGGGGCGUUUUUAUGGAGGAAAGGCGAUGCUGAACGAAGGCGGUUGGCUCCAUGUUGUCAUCGUUGUGGAUGAGCGCUUGGAGGUCAAGGUCAAUCUGAAUGGGGUCAAGGUCACAAAUCGGCAGCGGAGACCAGAUGGCGAGCCAAAAACCCUUUUGAAAGGUGCAACCACGUUUGGUGCAGUUCCGUCAACUCGGCAUCCAUGCGUCAAAGAUAAAGGGAUCCAUCUCGAUGAAAUACGACUGUGGAAUAGUACCAUCUGUACACAUAGCUGCCGCAAGUUGUACCAAAUGGAAAAGCACAAAGCUACGGGGGCUACAGUUGUGGUUUAGAUGGACUGUGCUUCGGGGGUUACAGUUGUGUAGUGAAUUGACACGGAGUUGUCGAAUAUACAAUUGACCCUAAAUAAUGUCAUGAUAGCAGGGGAACUGGGUACUUGCAAGAUGGAGACGGGGAUAUCUGCAAGUAAAGAAAAAUGAACAUUAUAAUAUAUUCCUUGAUGAUUAAUA